Messenger RNA from Aspergillus ibericus CBS 121593, 1757 nucleotides. RefSeq lists its product as uncharacterized. The coding region runs from base 415 to 1566 and encodes 383 amino acids. The transcript has 2 exons. The record is from RefSeq and is a predicted model, not a curated record. NCBI's taxonomy places the organism in Eukaryota, Fungi, Ascomycota, Eurotiomycetes, Eurotiales, Aspergillaceae.
CCUUCCCUAAUUUUUUUUUAAUUAUUUGUGAAAUUAUUUUUAUUGUAUUUCCUUUUUUUCCCAUUACUGUUCUGUCUCCCCUUUUUUAGAGUUCCUCUGACUUUACCGAAUAUUCUACUCAUCUAAACCCUCUGGGCCAAUGACUUGACUACUGAAGACGCACGUACUUGCUUCGCGUACCUUGCUCCACGCCUUGUGACCCUCACGCCCCCUGUGUCAUCUUUAGAUGAUAAGUCUCGAACCCCAGUCUUCGGAGAUCCUUUACAUAUUCCUGCAGUCAUCAUCCAUGGGUCUUAUCCGUGCUUGAUACGCCAUAUAUCUAUACCCUCCCUCCGUCUGACCUUAGCCUCCCACCUACUACUAUUCCUUCCAUCCAUCCACCAGACUCUUCUCUCAAUACUACUCAUCUUCUCAAUGGCCGACUGCUGGCAACCUCAACCGGCCUUUGCUAACCCGACCUGGGUGCAAGGCAACCAGUCCUGCUGGCGCUCAACGACCUUCCGGGACUUGAUUCAGGCUUUCCCUAGGCCGAAGCACACGGGUCGAGUGACGAAACCUCGCAGUGCUGGGAACAGUCCUUCGUCUGCUGGUAGGCGGCGGACAGCAACCAUCCCUUACAGUUCGCCCAUGUACCAGGGCUACCAGGCCCCCGUCAAUGCUACCCUUGUGGCCUCGGCCCUGUCCAGGACUGGUCGAACCCGUCCGACGAGUUGGCACCCAGCGGUCGAGCCGGUUGGUUACUCGACUGCUCAGUAUCUGCCCGCUACUACCGCACUGGAUAACUUCGCCGCCAUUGGCGUGUGCCCUCAGCCACUGCCCACCGCCCCCGCCACCUACGAGGACUCUUCUAUGCUCCCAUCCUAUGCUCCAUCGGAUAUGGGGCUCCAUGCUCUUCCCGGCGCACAACAAUCAAUGCCGCUUCAACAAUCCUUCCUCCAGAUGAACGAUUCGCAGGCUGAGCUAGUUUCUUGGGACCCCAUGACCACCAUGGCCGAGCCCAUCUCGGAUUGUUGGUCCUUCGACAUGUCAUCCAUGCACAACAACAUCCCUUCGACGUAUGUCACAGCCUCCGGCUACGAAAGUGCCCCAUCAUCCGGCUGUUUGACUGGGCCUCCUACGCCCGACUUUCUCCCCAUCCAGCGGCCCGACGAUGAUUUCCAUGCGCAGGUUGAGCCACUGCCGGAGAAGUCCAAGGCUGAGGACGAGCUGGUUGGAAUGGGUCUUUACAGCAACCCGGAAGCUUCACUGGAAAGCUCCCUCCUUGGUCUCUCAGGCAAAGGGUUGAAAUUGGAGGAGACCUUCACCCCGUCGUCGGACAACGAAGCGGAAGACCAGGAUGACAACGAUGAAGAGGACGGCGACGAGCCGGAGCAGGAUGAGGGUCUCGACCGCAACUCUGACUCGAACCAGAAGCAGCAACAACCGGUCAAAGCCCCUGGCAGCAUGAUGCAACGAUCCUUUUUCUUCGAGGACGAUGAGCUCGAGCAGCAUGCCGUGGUCGAGCCUCAGCCGUUUGUGAACAUGGCGAGUCAACCUUGCAUGAAUUAUGGCUACGGAUGGAUUUGAUUCAACACAUUGUUUUUGCGUCUUCAUUAUUUUUAUUUUCGGGUUACAGCAUUGCAUAGCACGGAGUUGUCGUUUCGGAAGGCGUUUGCAGCUUAGCAUACACUACAGGAUACCCAGGGAGGACGAUUGAACUUGAACUACAUGUAUUAAGAAAGUGAAUGUAACAAUGACCAGAAUCUACCAAGACUCAA